This is a messenger RNA of Limulus polyphemus (Atlantic horseshoe crab), 1846 nucleotides long. It is a transcript of the gene nop5, whose product is annotated as nucleolar protein 58-like. Gene Ontology annotation, molecular function: snoRNA binding. Bases 113 to 1765 code for a protein of 550 amino acids. The record is from RefSeq and is a predicted model, not a curated record. The transcript is spliced from 17 exons. Lineage: Eukaryota; Metazoa; Arthropoda; Merostomata; Xiphosura; Limulidae. Gene Ontology annotation, cellular component: small-subunit processome; box C/D methylation guide snoRNP complex.
AACUGAUUUUUUCCAACCACGUUGCGUUCAUGGGAAGUAAUGAAGUAGUGUAGAAUACCUUUAUACUUUCGAAACUUAGUUUAUCGUGAAUUAAGUAAAAAAUAAAAUAAAAAUGUUAGUUUUAUUUGAAUCGCCAGCAGGAUAUGCUAUCUUCAAAUUACUGGAUGAAAAGAAAUUACAAGAGACUGAAAAUUUGUACAAAGAUUUUGAAAGCUCAGAGACUGCUAGCAAAGUUGUGAAACUUAAACAUUUUCAAAAGUUUCAAGACAUGACAGAGGCAUUAUCAGCUGCAACAGCAGCAGUAGAAGGAAAGAUGAGUAAAGGACUGAAAAAACUUCUCAAGAAAUUAGUUGCCAAAGAAGCUCAAGAAAGUCUUGCAGUUGCUGAUGCAAAAUUAGGAAAUGUAAUAAAGGAAAAACUGAAUGUCAGCUGUGUUUAUAACAGUGCUAUACAGGAGCUCAUACGAUGUAUUCGGAUGCAGAUAGACAAUCUUAUUGUUGGACUUCCUCAGAAAGAGAUAACAGCUAUGGCACUUGGUUUAGCUCACAGCCUUUCCAGGUACAAGCUAAAGUUCAGUCCUGACAAGAUUGACACAAUGAUAAUUCAAGCUGUGUCCUUGUUAGAUGACUUAGACAAAGAGCUCAACAACUACAUCAUGAGAAGUAAAGAGUGGUAUGGAUGGCACUUUCCUGAGCUUUCAAAAAUUAUCACAGACAAUAAUCAGUAUGUGCAUACUGUGUUAGCUAUUGGAUUGAGGACUAAUGCUGCUGAGUGCGAUAUGUCUGAUUUUCUUCCUGAGGAGUUGGAACAUAAAGUAAAGGAGAUUGCUGAGGUUUCCAUGGGUACAGAAGUGUCAGAGGAAGACAUCAUGAACAUCAAGCAUCUCUGUAAUGAAGUGCUGGAAAUGCAGAACUACAGAGCACAGCUUUAUGAGUAUCUAAAGAACAGAAUGAUGGCUAUUGCUCCAAAUCUGACUGUGUUGGUUGGCGAGUUGGUUGGAGCCAGACUUAUAGCCCAUGCGGGUUCACUAUUAAACUUGGCCAAACACCCUGCAUCUACUGUACAGAUUCUUGGAGCAGAAAAAGCCUUUUUCCGAGCAAUUAAAACUAAACAUGACACACCUAAGUAUGGGUUGAUCUAUCAUGCUCAGCUCAUUGGUCAGUGUAACCCAAAACUGAAAGGAAAGAUGUCAAGAAUGUUAGCAGCAAAGUCAUCUUUAGCCACUCGUGUUGAUGCUUUGGGUGAGGAGGCAAGCCAAGAGCUUGGAAUAGAACAUAGAGCAAAGUUAGAAACUCGCCUAAAACAGCUUGAAGAAGGAAGUCUUAGGAAAAUAAGUGGCACAGGAAAAGCCAGAGCUAAGUGGGAAAAGUAUGAAAGUAAAAGUGAGAUUUACCAGUACAAACCAGGCUUGGACUCCACAAUCCCAACUAUUGGUCAGAAACGAAAGAUUGGGGAAAUUGAAGAAGAUUCUCCCUUUCAGCCUAAAAAAAUUAAAGUUGAAUUAAAAGAAGAGACUGGGGAACCUGAAGUUCAAGAGGCAGAUACUUCAGAGAAAAAGAAGAAGAAGAAGAAAAAGAAGGAGAAAUCAGAAGUAGGUCCAGACGUAAGUCAAGAAACAGAAGAAGUUGAUCAACCAGAGAAGAAGAAAAAGAAGGUUAAACAGGAAGUAGAGGAACAUGAGGUUGUUAAACAAGAAGAGGUUGGGGAAUGUAGUACUGUUGUGGAAAAGAAGAAGAAGAAAAAGAAGAAAAAAGAGAGUGAAUAACUUGAAUCUUCAUGCAGUGAUGAAAAUGCUUUUUGUUUAUUAUUCAGAUUUUGUACAGUUGUAAGAUUCCACAGCAUUUCA